GUGGCGUCACCGCGGCGGGCUGGGAGCGCUUUGGUGCCCUUCGCGAGGGUCCCCGAGGGCAGAGCUGCGCAUGCGCUGGUAGCUAUGGAAGCCUGGAGACGCUGAAGGAAGGGAAGGAGGUCUUGGAUUCGAAUCCUGGGCGUCGUUUGGGAAAAUGGCGGCGGCUGGAGAGGCCUCUGAGAGGCAUUGCUGGGUCUGUUUUGCCACCGAGGGCGACGACCGGUCGGCGGAGUGGGUCUGCCCCUGCCGCUGCAAAGGCUCCACCAAAUGGAUCCACCAGGCCUGCCUCCAACGCUGGCUGGACGAGAAGCAGAAAGGCAACAGCACAGGGAGCGUGAGUUGCCCUCAGUGUGGCACCGAGUAUCACAUUGUCUUCCCCAAACUAGGACCCUUGGUCUAUUUCUUGCAGCAAGUGGACCGGGUUUUAUCUAAAGUGAGCCCCUUUGCUGCAGCCGGCAUUGUGGUGGGGACGCUUUACUGGUCGGCCGUCACAUAUGGGGCUGUCACAGUGAUGCAGGUUGUUGGACACAAAAAGGGCCUGGACGUGAUGGAGAGGGCAGACCCGCUCUUCUUGCUCAUGGGGUUGCCAACCAUCCCUGUCAUGCUGGUUCUAGGGAAGAUGAUCCGCUGGGAAGAUUAUGUGCUACGGGUCUGGCGAAAAUACUCCAGCAAGCUCCAGGCCCUGCAAGCCUUGGUGCCUGGAGUCAGCCGUCCCGUUCCACAGGUCCCGCUGGCUGAAUCGCGCUACCAGAGUGACCAUCUCUCCAUCUCACGCACUCUGUGUGGAGCCCUGGUUUUCCCUUCCAUUGCCAAUCUAGUCGGCCGGGUGAUGUUCCGCAGAGUAAACUCCAGCCUCCAACGCACCAUCCUGGGUGGCAUCGCUUUUGUGGCCAUCAAGGGAGCCCUGAAAGUUUAUUUCCGACAGCAGCAAUACUUGAUCCAAGCCAACCGGCGCAUCCUCAACUUUGUGGAGAAGGGGGACAUGGAGAAGGACUCUCCACAGCUUGAUGAAGACAGCGGCAGUGAAGCAGGGCUUAGCUAGGGUGAGACAUGUGGAGGGGAUGGAUGCACUCCCUGGCCCACUGCAAAGUUCAUCACAGAAAGCACUUUCCUCUCCAGAAGAGAUUUUAGGUUGGACAGCUUUACUCCAAAAUUGAGACGCUGACAAGCAGCCUGGCCUUGGCCCCGUCCUGUUGGAAGAUAAAGGCUGGGAGGCAUUGGCGGGAAAGUUGGACUGGACAAAGGGCAUCACUGGGUCUACUAUGAGAGCAAAACCUAUUUUCAAGCUGAUGGCUUCCUUGCAGUCUGGCAUGUUGACCUCACACUGUUCUGUCCAGCUUUUCCACCAUGUUUGUUUGGAAUUCUGUGUGGCAUCUCCUCUGAUCUCUUUGGAAACCAUGGUUUAAAUUAAAAACAGACAAACAAA
Molecule: messenger RNA, 1426 nt
Organism: Sceloporus undulatus (fence lizard)
Lineage: Eukaryota; Metazoa; Chordata; Lepidosauria; Squamata; Phrynosomatidae
Product: E3 ubiquitin-protein ligase MARCHF5-like
Exons: 6
Coding region: 155-1042 (295 amino acids)
Molecular function (GO): zinc ion binding
Source: RefSeq, a predicted model, not a curated record